AUGGCACAAUGCAGGAAUUUUACAAUUUGUGAUUAUUUGGCUUUUGAAUUAAUUGAUGGGCAUUUAUUUAUGAUAGUCAAUCUUGGAUCUGGUGAUAUUCGACUUCAGGCCUCUGCAAAAUCACUGAACGAUGGCUUAUGGCAUAGCGUUGUUAUGGAAAGGGGUGGACGUAAAGGGUUCAUCUCAGUUGAUUCAUUCCGAACUGAAUUCUCCUGUCCCGGAAUCUCGGCAAAUUUAGAUAUUGGUAAGAUAUGA
Molecule: messenger RNA, 255 nt
Organism: Meloidogyne enterolobii
Lineage: Eukaryota; Metazoa; Nematoda; Chromadorea; Rhabditida; Meloidogynidae
Source: the annotation of a GenBank genome assembly